This is a messenger RNA of Symbiodinium necroappetens, 510 nucleotides long. Lineage: Eukaryota; Dinophyceae; Suessiales; Symbiodiniaceae. The record is from the annotation of a GenBank genome assembly.
GCACGAAUCGAAGAGGUGAUAUUUGGUUUGUGUCACAAUGCUGCUGACGUGGUGCCCUCCGUGACGUCGGCACUCAAAGGUGUACAAUGGCGGUCAGAGACGAUGUUCACGUGCUAUCCCGCGGACAGCCGUGCCAGGUACUUCCGUCACACGGAUAACUCUUCCGGCAACGGUAGACUCCUCACUGCUCUUGUUUACCUGAAUGAGAACUGGCAGCGAGGUGAUGGAGGUGAGUUGCGGCUUUUCCACCCAGGUGAGAAAAAUUUGAAAGUUCGCAUGGAAAUUGAGCCGUUGUGGAAUCGCUUGCUUCUCUUUUGGUCUGACGACCGAAGUCCGCAUGAAGUGCUGUCAGCUUGCAAAGAUCGCUUUGCGGCCACGGUGUGGUAUUAUGACGAGAAGAAUCCAAGCAUCCCACUUCAUGAGGUGGGCGAGCCAGUGGGGGAUGCGGGCAGCGUGGUGGAGAUGGAGCAAGCCACGACCAAGCCGAAAGGAGUUGGCAUUCGCGGGGCG